This is a messenger RNA of Bipolaris zeicola 26-R-13, 1083 nucleotides long. RefSeq lists its product as uncharacterized. The transcript is spliced from 2 exons. Lineage: Eukaryota; Fungi; Ascomycota; Dothideomycetes; Pleosporales; Pleosporaceae. The coding region runs from base 1 to 1083 and encodes 360 amino acids. Gene Ontology annotation, biological process: kinetochore assembly; mitotic sister chromatid segregation. The record is from RefSeq and is a predicted model, not a curated record. Gene Ontology annotation, cellular component: nucleus.
AUGGCACAGGCACCGGAUCAGGCUAUCCAGCGGAUACGAGAGUAUGCCCAGGAGGCACGUAAUCUGCACGACGACGCUGUCGAUUUCGACGCGUCUGACACGGAAACUCGCCUGGCACAGACGGUGAAGGAGCUGCAGGCACGCGUACAGGAACAACAGGCAGCGCUGGACCAGUUGCGGUCUCAAUCCAAUCUUGACAUAGACAGCAUAGCCUAUGCAUCAGAAGAUCCUCAUGAGAAGUUGCAACAACUCAUGGCAGUCAAAGAUGCAUAUAAACGCUUGAAGCCGACUGCGACAUAUCUGCCUCCUCAAGGAUCACUUCUGCCAGCGCUGUUAGCCGCCCGUAGCAUCCAGCAGAACGUACGGGGAACCAAGGAAGCCAUUGCCAGCACGCAGUCCCAGUUACUUGCAAAAGAGACAGCUCUCCGUCGCGAAGAAGCUAAUCUGCACGAUGCCAACCGCCUCACGCAGGCCAUGGAAGAUCGUAUCCAGCGGCUACGCUCCCAGCACCAAGACCGCUCGCAAAAGACGCCUGCCCAGCUUGCACGUGAACUGAUUGCUGCCAAACGCGCGCAGAAAGAGCAUUCCGACGCGGAAAUGCAGCGUCUAGGUGAAGCGAUGAAUGACUUCAUCAAUGACUACCUCUCUACCAUGCUCGCAGCUGAAGAACUGGGCGGGCCCGUCGUAGGCGACAUGCUUGACGUAGACGACGACACCCUAGCCGCGGGCUUCACCAAAAAAGGGCGAGCAAAAUCCUCCAAGAAGCCUCCAUCAGACAAGACUCGACAGCGCCGAAUCGACCAGAUCUGGGGGCCCACCAAGCCGGCUGCCGAUCAAGAUGACGAUGACCACGAGGAAGAGCCACCGCCCACCGAGGCGGAAGCAGCUGACGCGGAAAUGCGGAAACUAAUAGGCGAUCUCUUUGUUACGCUCAUGGGUCCGGGGGCAGGCAAAGCCUAUGUUCAGCUCCAGAGAGAUUCCGCGGCCUCCCGGUUCCUGGUCCGAGCAAAGAUUGCCCAGUUCCAUCCCAAAGAUGCAAACAAGUUGCGUUUGAUAGAUUUUGGACGGGAACUAGAUGAUUGA